Molecule: messenger RNA, 444 nt
Organism: Kluyveromyces marxianus DMKU3-1042
Lineage: Eukaryota; Fungi; Ascomycota; Saccharomycetes; Saccharomycetales; Saccharomycetaceae
Gene: BET1
Product: Bet1p
Exons: 1
Coding region: 1-444 (147 amino acids)
Biological process (GO): endoplasmic reticulum to Golgi vesicle-mediated transport
Source: RefSeq, a predicted model, not a curated record
AUGAGCUCUAAUUAUGGUGGAUUUCAAGGGGAUUUGACUCAACGUGAUGCCAGCAGGACGCAAUUGUUCGAUGGGGCAGACUUUUCCAAAUACCAGCAGCGACAACAGAAGCCAACUUCUUCAUUCGAGAAAAGUUCAUCUGGAAUCGAUUACUCUCAGGCCACGCUUUCGCAGCUUGAAUCACAGAGUGACGAGCAAAUGAAUAUGAUGAGCCAAAAGAUUCAUGCAUUAAAGAGUUUAUCACUACGAAUGGGGGAUGAGAUUCGUGGGAGCAACCAGACUUUAGACCAAUUGGGCAACGUUUUUGAGCAAACGACUAACCGUUUGAAGCGUACAUUCAAGAAUAUGAUGGUUAUGGCCCAGAAAUCUGGUGUUUCUAUUAAGACAUGGUUGAUCAUCUUUGGAGGACUAACGCUCUUGUUCUUCUAUAUCUGGAUACGUUGA